UGAUGGCCAGAACAGAAGAGUCUUGCAAAAAGGGUCGCAGUGGGCUUAAUUCACUGGGUGAAAAGCAGGAAACACCCUGGACAGGAGCCACAAGAGUUACCACAUGGAGUCACGCUAUCCUGGACAUCAUUCAACCAGUCCGAAAGAGCCAUUUCCUGGGUGGAUGAAUUUGUCUCAUCAUGAAGAUGAGCACAGACCAGGCUGUGUUGCCCCUGGUAGUCCUGGUCACAUGUUGCUACAGGAGCUUCUCUGGCAGUUUGAGCAGAGAGAGUGCUUGGUUCUGGAGGAAGAGCUACAACAUCAGUCCUGCCAUGGAAAUCUGAGAUGUCGUCGCCACUUCAACGCACCCGGUUUGCUUACACUGAUGCCAGCCUCUGAAUGCAGGCAGUUAGAACGGCUCUGUGGGCGCAUUCCUCCAUCACACGUCUGGGCUGUACUCUUCAGGUUUCGUGAGAUUUUGGCUCACAACGCUGUCCUUCCCUGGGAGCUUGUUUACGUCUUCAAACAGGUCGUGAGGGACUUCAUUAGUGGACAGCAAGAGGUACACAAAUUUCCAAACCCUUCAAGAAUGCUGCUUCCUGUUUCCCCACCUCCAGCAGACAGCAACAUCUGUGGCCAGCCGACUAAAAGAUCAUCAACUGCUUUGCCUUCACAUGACGGGCAGGACGAGGAAAGACAGGAGAUCCCCACCAUCUCCAGCUAUGUGGACAAGCAUUUGCAUUAUGUCUACUCCUUCACUGGACAAAGGGCCUCUCUUCCCUUCUGUCACUCAUACCCCUCUGAUGAGCCCAAGGCCUACAGCAAUACUCUGUAAAGGCCAAAGCAAGCUCAGAGAAACAUGGUGACCCCUCUGUCUUUCCAACGUGUAGAAUCUUUUCCUGAACACAAACCCAGAACUCCUGCGGCAAAACAGAUCAUGGUUUCAAUCCUAAAUCAGGACUGGAACAAAUUAUUUUGAUUCAUACUUUAAGCAUAAAAAAUAGUAUUAUGUUCAUUUAAGAGACACAUUAAAUGUCUAUUUCAAAUAUGUAAACCAGUGUGCAAAAUGCUAAUAAAAACAAAGA
Trichomycterus rosablanca is the source of this 1064-nucleotide messenger RNA. RefSeq names its product RD3 like (gene rd3l). NCBI's taxonomy places the organism in Eukaryota, Metazoa, Chordata, Actinopteri, Siluriformes, Trichomycteridae. The coding region runs from base 104 to 814 and encodes 236 amino acids. The record is from RefSeq and is a predicted model, not a curated record. The transcript has 5 exons.